CUUUGGUCGACCUAACAUGAGUUUGGUCCUGAUUGGCAAAGGCCUCUCAUCCUAACAUAUACAAACAACGCCUUCAAAAUUGUAAGUAGGGAACUUACCAGUGCUCUAGAUCUACAUGGCGACAUCACUCGGGAAACGCAGGCAAAGAGAAGAAGACGCACAACCCUCACUACCACACGGGUCCACACUAUUCGUAUCCAACCUCCCUUACGAUGCAACAUCCACCGACCUACAAACAACAUUCUCAGACCUAGCACCCGUGCGCUACGCUUUUGUCGUAUCCAAGAAAGGAUCUGGGGAAUCCAAAGGUUUUGGUUAUGUAUCCUUUUCUAUCAAGGAGGAUGCGCAGACUGCUUUCGAUACCGCGUCGACUGAGGGGAUCGAGAUCAACGGGAGGAAGUUGAGGGUCAAAUGGGCGGAUAAGAAGAUGGACAAGGACAAAUUUGAAAGCUCGAAGGAGCGCGUUGAAAAAGAUAAGUUUAGAAGCUCGAAGGAGCACGUUACAAAGGAGAAGAAGCGAGAGGCGAGAAAUCAAGAGGUGAAACCGCAGAAAGUGAUAAAGCAGGAGACAAAAAAACGCGAGCAGGAAGUACAAAAGCAGGAGGAAAAGGCGAAGCUUGAAGAGGUCAAUGAGAGUGACGCCGAAUCAGAUGAUGUUGAAGAGGGUGAUGUCAAGAUGGUCGACGUUGAACAUAAUGAAGCUGAGCCAAGUGGUGCUGAAGACGAAGAGGGGCAGUUGGGUCUUCAUGAAGACGAGCACAGCGACGAGGACGAGGACGAGGACGAGGACGAAGACAUCGAAGAUGACGACGAGAAAGAAGCCAUAAGUGUUGAACAUCAUCAACGUCCCAUGAAACUUCAGCUACCUCAAACGGACACAGGUACCACACUCUUCAUCCGCAAUAUCCCCUUUAUUGCUACAGAAGACGAACUACGGGCACUAUUCCGUACAUUUGGGGCUCUGCGGUACGCUCGAAUUACCGUCGAACCAGGCACCGAACGUUCGCGAGGCACCGGUUUCGUUUGCUUCUGGAAUAAAGAGGUCGCCGACAAGGUGAUUGAGCAAAGCGAGAUAUUGCGCGCCGAAACCAUGGGCUCGCAGCAACCAACAAAAAACCCAUUUACCCUGCCGUCGAUCUUAACACCUGACCCAUCUUCAGGCGUAGCUAAAAGUCUUGUACUUCAUGGUCGCACUUUGGACGUCGUGAGAGCUGUCACGCGGGAUCAAGCAGGUAAACUGAAGGAUGAAGGCGAGAGAAGACGAGAAAAGGCAGACAAAAGAAAUCUUUACUUGUUGCGUGAAGGAGUCAUCUUGCCCAAUACGCCAGCAGCCAGCACCAUACCACCCAUUGAACUGGAGAAGCGGACAAAUUCAUUCACUGCCCGCCGCACGAUGUUGCGGACAAAUCCUUCCUUAUACGUAUCGAAGACCCGACUCAGCGUUCGCCAGAUACCCCUAUUCGUCACUGAGCGGACUCUCAAACGCCUCGCCCUCCACGCUCUUCGUACAUUCAAAGAUGAAGUCCAAAAGGGAGAACGCAACGGUUUGACUCCCGAGGAGCUGGAAGAAGCUACCAAGGAAUCCGAUGAACCAGACGACUCUAGCACGAAACCGAAGGUUGGGAAACGAUCGCAGGGAAGCAAAUCCAAAGUCCAGCAAGCCAAAAUCGUGCGUCAACAUGAACGAGUAGAUCCUGUCACAGGAAAAGGUCGCAGCAAAGGUUACGGAUUCAUCGAGAUGCCGCGGCAUGCGGAUGCGCUACGCGUUCUUCGAUGGGCCAACAACAACCCUGCUGUUACGCCACUUCUGAGCACCUGGUGGAAAGAAGAGCUCGGAGAUCUCAUCAAGCUCGAGAAGGGAAAGGGGGAGUCUGAUGAAGCUAGACUGAAGCGGAUGAAAGAUGAGCUAGAAGGCCAGGUGAAAACACCUAAGGGUACGCUUAUUGUGGAAUUCUCCAUAGAAAACGUGCAGGUCGUCCAGCGAAGAGCGAACCAGAACAAGGAAAAACCGACAGCAUUUACACGCGUCCCAAAAAGCCACGGUGAAACAUCUCAAGAACCGCCUAUGAAGAAACGACGCGUUGUGGCUGAUGAACCGCCAGCGAAGCCUGUGAAAGAAGAACAUGGUAAUGGUAGUCAGAGCAUCGGCGCAGUCAUCGGUAGAAAGAGGAGGGAGCGCAAAGCUGCCAAGAAGGGCGGAAAGUAGCCCUCGAGUGCUGUCUUGAUGUGUUCUGUCCCUUUCUCGUAUUGACUUAUCCCGCUUAAAUUGACCACAGUAUCAUCAACUGUCAUAUCUUAUGUUGGGUCACCUACCGAAGGCUGAUAACAGUAUAAGACUCGCUGUGUUUUGAUCAUUGGGGGAUGCCAUAUGUAUCUGUGGCAGCGGGUUUGGAGCGGCCCGGGAGAGGCAAGCAGAAUUUAAUCCUACAGCUCUCACGGCCAUAAUAUCAAGGACUCAUCGAUAUCAAUCCACUGAUGCCGUGAUGCAUUAUUUUUAUGAUCCCGCCGUUAUCGAUGAAAGCACAC
Molecule: messenger RNA, 2526 nt
Organism: Suillus subalutaceus
Lineage: Eukaryota; Fungi; Basidiomycota; Agaricomycetes; Boletales; Suillaceae
Exons: 7
Coding region: 116-2206 (696 amino acids)
Molecular function (GO): RNA binding
Source: RefSeq, a predicted model, not a curated record